Molecule: messenger RNA, 2151 nt
Organism: Penicillium crustosum
Lineage: Eukaryota; Fungi; Ascomycota; Eurotiomycetes; Eurotiales; Aspergillaceae
Exons: 3
Coding region: 1-2151 (716 amino acids)
Source: RefSeq, a predicted model, not a curated record
AUGGGACACCGAGAGAUCACACCGGUCCAUGUGCCGCUUCGAACAUCGAGUCGCAAACCAGCACAACACGACCCAAUGAGCACUAAGGACCAGACCCGAAUCGACCGGCGAACCUCGAAAGCCCAAAGAUUUUUCGGAACCGACAUAUCACUUCCUACGGAACAUGGCGGGUGGCAGGAGCCUCCAAAUGCAGAGCUCCGGCUUCGUUCCGUUCCCGCGCUCUUCAGAAAAUACUCUCAUUCCCCCGAUCAAAACCUUCGCGUACGGGCUUCCUCGCCUCUGCUAGGCCAUGACUAUCGAUCGCAGGAGGCUGCGCCGCCGCUCCCCAAGUCGUCGAAAAAGGUUCACCAUGCUGGUUCCUCGUCCACCCUUUUCUCCUAUUUCAGCAAAGAAUCCUCCAAAUCACCCAAAUCCUCUAAAUCACCCAAGAACCAACUCCAACCUAGAGUACGACAUGGUCUGGCGAGUCAGCCAGAAGUGACAUACACGCAGGCUCAAGAUCCGCCGAAAGAGUCUAAGCGGAAGAUGCGUCCUCCAAAAAUCGAUCUUUCCGUCUUGUUCCCCAAGCCACGGAGUCCCACAGAACAAACACUUCUUUCCCCCACCGAAUGGAUGACCGGCGGCACGAGCAAUUCUACUACGAGGAGAUACGUCGACCCACCUCCCCCUCCUCGCCGAUCUUCGAUCACCAAAAAUGACCCACCCAAGCAUAGCGGUGAUAAUUCGGAUUUGCCUUCCAUUGCGGAGAGCAAAAGUAGUGACUGGCUAGAACAACCAUUCGAGCGGACAGUAGGGACGAGUGAGAUUGAUUUGGCCCUGGAUCGAUAUGCGGGGCGACGAUCACUUUUGAGUCGCUCAAGCGUAUAUACUACUAGCCGCGAGAAAUUGCAGCAAGAACAGCAACGCCCCGAAGAACCCCGGAAGAGCUCAAGACGCGCCCACAGCCCCUCUCGAUCUAAGGAGACGUACUUGAGUCCUGCCACAUGUCCAGACCCUAAGCGUGGUCGUGGCUUAAGCACUUCCCAGGAAUCUUGGAAGACCAAUGAGUCAAAAUCAAAGAGCGACAAGAGCUCAUUGACCAAGAAGAGCAGCAAAAGCACCUUGAAAAACAAAGAUCUGCGAAAUACCAGUAUGCUUUGCCUCUCUUCUUCUUCAGAGGACGAGGAUGACGAGGAUCAAACCCCAACCACCGAGUCAAAGCGCAAUGCGAGCAAGUCUAGAAGGAACAGUGUGGCUACUUACGACGAAUACGACCCCCAGAUCUACACGGCUUCCACUGCUCACGCGACCACUGCCACGGCGGUAAGACGAUUUGACCGGAAACUCUCGACUAGCACUCGUGGCUCCCGCCAAACCGAAAACAGCCUGCCAGUGCCAGUACCUCGCCCACGAAAAAGUGCUCAAUCCUCGAACGACAAGUCUCAAACAGCUGGGCGGACCACGCAAACUCGCCGUUCGAGCGGAGUUCCCACUAUCCCCGAUGAGAUUCUGGCGCAAUUCCCCCAGCAGCCUCUCCGCUCCCCCGCAGAGUUGAAAGAGUUGAACCGGAGGAGUCGUGUAAUCGCCGUGACCCGCCAAGAGCAAGAUCUCCUCGAGGCGAUGCGUAUCCGAAAGGGCAAGGUCACGCCGAGCCUGUUCAAUGCUCAAGGAGCGGACAGAAGAUCACUAGCCUCUGGCCCAUCCCGCGAUUCCUUCUGCGGAUCCGACACCUCAUUCCUGCGUCUCAGCAACGUAUUCCCGCCAUUCGACGUCCGAUCGGAAAAGGGUGCUACCCAAUAUAAAGAUGGAACGCCCUCCCAAAGCUCGGGGUCGGAUAGCGAACGGAAACCUCGCGCUAAAAUUUCCUCUUCUGGCUUCAGUGCGGACUACUCAGAGAGCUUGCCCUCCCCUUCCACCAGCGGUGCUUCACCGAUGACACCCACUUUGCCAAUUCAUCGUUUCUCGCCAAUUCCCUCUCCAAAGCCACCCCCAAGAGGGCCCCCGCCUGCCAUCCCCGGAGAUCAGAAGCAGCACACCCGCCGACGCACCGAUAGUAGCGAGGCUAUCCUACUAGACGAUGGCGCGGAGUCGAAAGGCAAUAACGGUCUUCCUCUCUGGUCCUUCGACUUUGAUUGGAACCGCGAAAGCGCUAAUAUCGGUUCUGUGCACUGA